Messenger RNA from Zootermopsis nevadensis, 6161 nucleotides. Lineage: Eukaryota; Metazoa; Arthropoda; Insecta; Blattodea; Termopsidae. The record is from RefSeq and is a predicted model, not a curated record.
GCCUGAUGCAUGAAUCAGUCGCAUGAGACCUACGGGUACGUCGGGAGGUACAACCGCCGACCGUCACUGCCGUGCAGAACACGUAAUACACGCGGAUUCAGUGAAUCAGAAGGACGUCUUGUGAUGUGAAAGGAAUAACACGUGUUUUUUUUUUGGAAACAGUAGGAGAAACGUGUGUUUUGCGUUCUGCUUGUUUGUCGUCAGUUCUCAACGUCACAUUGGCAAGACGUCAGGCGCCGAGCAAGUUGAUACGUUAAUGAAUCAUCGCCGUUUACUAAGACUUUGUGAUUAAGAAAGGAAAACUGUGACUGGUGUCCGGAAUAUAAUAAUAGAAACACAGAGUGUUCUACUUUUAUUUCGUGUGUGUGUGUGAUUGUAGGAAGCGUUAGGCCAAGAUAUAUUUGUCAGACUAUAGUGUGUAUUGUUGUAUUGUGACCAUGGCAACGUCUUUGACUGGAGUCGGCAUUUUGUGGGCGUUCUUGUCUCUCUCCGCCGCAUUGCUGUGCUGUUCGGGGUUUUAUCUGCCCUUCUGGAUACAGGGUCGUCUUCUCGGCAAAGUUGACGCCUACUUCAGCUCGUUCCGACGCUGCAACUACCCUCGCGUCACGGCGCAGGGCGGCAUCGAGAUCGUGGAGGAAUGUGGUCGCUACUCAAGGUUCUGGGACAUCCCGAGCCCCUGGUGGCAGGCUAGCACUGUACUCGUAGGGGUGGGCAGUGCCCUCAGCCUCCUGGUAGCCAUUACUGCAACGGCUGCGUGCUGCAUUACGUACGUGGUUCACACCGGCACAGCCAGGGUUGCAGGAACUCUUCAGCUCAUUGCAGCGGUGCUGGUGUGUAGCGGAGCUGCCGUCUACCCCGUCGGUUGGGACAACAGGGAAGUACUGGAGUCCUGCGGAAACUCUUCGAGCGUAUACAACCUCGGUACCUGUGAGUUAUCGUGGUCCGUGUACCUGUUGGGCAGUGCAGUGGGACUUCUUCUCCUGUGCUUCGGACUUAGCUUCUGCGCAUCGCGAGUCAAGCCCGGUUCGUUCCGUAUUUGAGUGUAUAGUGCCGGCAUGCUGUCAAGCAGCGUGUGAGACUCUGGCACCCGUUCACAGCACAUCAAGCACGUUUGUGUUGGGAUAUAGACACCUUAAACAUGCCAAGAAGCAAUUUCUGGUAAUAUGUACUCGAUAUGUUUCUUUUCUGCCAUGUUCCCAACCCACAGUAUAAUUGAAAUUGUAUUUAAAAUAUCCUGAAACCUAUUUCUGAAUGUUCCUUAUGAAGGUAAAUUGCAGUAAGUUAAGAUUUAAUAUUUUGAAAUAGUCCGUACUGAUUCUUGGAUUCAGGACAGAAUAAAUCUAAUACCUUCUACUUAUAUUUUAAUUAAAUAUUUAAUCUAUUUAAUUAAAAUAUUUGACAUAAUUUUGGAGAGGAGGUCCUGUGUACCAGAAACUGUUCUGUAUCUUGGCAUUAAAGAAUCACAAAAUAUACAAAAUAUAUUCACAAGACAAUAAAUUAUGUUGUAUAAAAUUGUUUAUAAGUCUAGAAUUUUAAGAAGAGUGCCAAACAUUUUUCACAGUGGGAAUGAAAUUUUUUUAGGAAAAUAAAAUCCCAAGAUGCGUAAUCUGAGAUAAAUGGGUUCACGAACUUUUAUGUGAGGUUAUGUGUGAGAACUGAACAGAUUAUACGGCCCAACGAAGUGCCGAGGUACACGAGACCACAAGGACAAGACGAAUGAAGAGGAUCUACGACACAGUAGAAGAAUGGGCAAGGUGGUUGGACAGAGAGGAAUGGCGACUGGGAAUUCAAGACGUCGAUGAUAUUAAUUAGAUAUCUACAUAUACACAUUAUACGUCGUGUUGAUUUUUUAGAUAUAAAACUCAAAAUCUGGUAAACUGGAUGUUCUCGUCUUUGGUCUGACGAUUCAGACUUUAUCCGUAUGACGUGUUUUUCUGUAGGUUCCUUACAUUCAGCACAUAUUAUGACGGAGACAUCACACUCGAAACAUUUUAUUAUUUUUCUCAAAAAACUUUAACUAAUUCUUAAUCGUGCCUGCGUCACCUCCGUCUAUUGCCGAGUUUAAGGAAACAUAGAGGUUAGUUAUACCUCCACUCCCCCCAUACGUCUUAACGACGUCGUUCCUAAGCGAAGGGAUAAUCUUACAAGUUUAAGACAGUUUUAUUGAAGCGUAUUACGAGCGUAAGUGAUGUGAUGUCGUGGAACAUACAGUGAGCGUCUUUGUUGUGUUUCACAUGUGAUAAGCUGAUGUCUCUGUGGACAGCGGCGUGUCGUGCACUGCGAAGUUCUGGAGAUGUUUGCGUGUCGGCGGACGACGAGCACACAACUCCGUCAGAACUGAAAUUUAGUUCGUGGGGGGGGGGGGCGCUCAAGAAACCAACAGUGAUUUAGUGGUGAACUUAGAAACAUCCAUUUCGGAAUAUCAUGUUCGAAUCUUUGUCGAGCCAUCAGUGAAUUUCGGAGAACACCACAGUUUCUCAUUUAACUUCGUAUUGAUGCUAAGGUACAUGGGUGGAAACUGUUUAAUACCUUGGAGGUUAGCAUUGCGUCGCGGUGGCGUAUAGAGGGUUAAAACUAAAGCUCCAUGCAUUCUCUGUCUUAGUAGGCCUUCUAUUUGGAGGUCAGUGGUAAAGUUGAAGAUGCAGUUAGAAGGCCCCAAGUUCUCUAUUUGAUGGCGUUAUUUAUUUAAGUAGUUCCACUUAUAUAAAGAAGGCAUAUCUAACGAAAAUGUGAAAUUUAUCAUAGUUAAUAUGAAUACAAGAGCGUGUACGUUAAGAACUCAAAAUAAAGCUGUCUCAUUUUGAGAAGUGUUUUUUUUUUGUUUCGCCCUGUAGAUUUACAAACCAUCUCGGAAACACUUACUGUAGAUCAAUGAUUUUUGUUGGUUGAUCAUAUAACUGUCGCAUGUCCAUUCGACACUCAGCUUCAUAAUGGCGUGGUUGAGACUGUAUUUCUGUAUUCUGACACUCGGGUAUCCGUUUCGAAUCUGAGUUAAGUUCUUGGAUUUUGAAUUUCGGGACUUUCAUACUCAUCGUCACGGGUCCCUUUGAGAACCCAUAACUUCGCCAAUCCCGACUUUACCACACUUCAUUAUUCAACGUCACUUCCAGAAAACUAUCUUCUUUGUACAACCCCACAUAUAAAAUGAACCCGCACAGUAAUUAACACAUCGAGGAGAAUUACUAAGACCAGCAGUGAUACGAGAACAAAGUAUCAUUUAACAAAACUCAGUUUUCAUGAGACGUUCAGUUUAUCGAUUUAUCUCGAUAGAUUCGUCAGCGGCGGAUUUAACUUUUUCUUCCCGUGUAAAGGGAAAUUAAUGCAACCAAGUUGUCGAAAGAACAAGCUAGCGUCAGUCAACAGAGGGGAAGACGUUAUCGUCACACGAACGUUUGUUUUUACCCACCCCUCGGACAAAAAAGAAGAAACGAUGCUCCAACUAAUUUCUUUGAAGCGACGUAGGAAGAUUAACAGCAAGACAAUCGAUCACUUCGCGCCUAACAAUGGCUACCUCAGCGCAUAUAACGGCGAAAGAUGGAACUUAAACAAUCCUUUCUUGACAGGAAUCAAGCGAGCAUCGUACGCGUUUCCUUUUACCGUUCACUUGGGUUAAUCGAUGAUCAAAUUUGCUGCACACGAGGAGUUAGGAACGACCCGCGUGGUUCAGAGAUGCACACUUAAAUGUAUUGGCUUGAUUGUAAUAUUAUUUGUGGUACCACCUCCUUGAUCUGCUUCGUAGACAGGAAAAUUGAGUGUAGGUAGUCGCGGUGUUUCGCCAUGACGCUGUAGUAUAUUUUUCUUUCUGAAGAAUCAAUAUUAAAAUAGGUGUUUCGAAAAAGAGUUUUAUUGGAUCAAGCAUUACUAAUGGAGGAACUUUAUAGAAAUGGUUAUAAAUCUUAAGAUAAUUGCUUAUUUUUUCGUCAUUUGUCAUACUUCUGCUCAUAUCGAGUAUUUAAGAGGAUAUAAAGUUUUUUUUUUAAAAAAAGUUACAUUUUGAUAGAAUUAAGUUAGAAAUGUAAAGUGUAUACUGGGCAUGGCAUGAUUGUUUUCGCAUGUGUGAUGUAAUGGCUCGACACCAGUUGUUAUGAAAGAUUGUGUAAGGAUGCAAACACCAGGAAAACAGAGGCAAUAAAUAAAUAAAUUGUCAGAAUUAUGUGAAAUGCUGACUUGCAGAAGUAAAAUUUACCUUCCCCCCAGGUAAUUGGAACAGGAGACAGACAGACAGACAGAGAGACUGAUUGAUGCGUCGAUGAGACAGGAAAGACAUGUCUGAUACUGAGAAAGAUACACAUUACAAUGGACGGAGGCUUCCUAACUGUGAAUUGAAGAUCAAACCAUGCUCAGAUAGAAAGCUCAUAAUGAUUUUGGAUUAGAUUAUCAGGUUAUAAGUGGUUAACUAGGGAAAUAGUGAGAGAUGAGUUGAAGUCAGGGAUAUAGUAACCAUACAGUUGUAUAUAAUGUAUAGUGAAUCAUAUUGUGUAUGUACAUAACGAAGCCAUGUGUAUGACCUGUGACAUAAUUCCCUACUGCAGAAUGAAACUUAGGGAGAGGAUUAGAUAGGUAGUCGCUUGGCCGGAAAUGAGGUGAAUUUUCUGAAUUCUUUUCCUGCAAAACCCGCGCCCUCCCCACAUUCAGCAUUUGGUGAGUAGCAUUAGGAAUCGGGCGGUAGGUGGCCGAUUUGUAACACCUUUCUUUCCUUAGUUGGGGUUUCAGACAUCAGCGUCGGAAGAUAUGUCGUUUGCCAUUCUGUGAGAUCAGCUAGGCGAUUCGAACUGGAGGUCUUGGCCGCGGUGUAGAUGUAAGGUGGUAUCGCCUACCAUGCCCUGAAGAUAGGGGUGAUACAUUCCUCCGAAAUGUUUGUAACCACUUGUAAGACCACUGCGUUACAACGCAGAAGACACCAUCAAUAUUUGAAAACGUUCAUUCAUUGAUUUUUUGGCCCAUCGCUACCGAAGAAAGGAUUGUAAUAUAUUUCUUAAGGAAGUAGCCCGCAAUUUGAAGAAACCACCUCCAAUCAGAAUAGCCUUCCGUUUGCAGGGCUAGUGUCAUACUGGAAAGAAAAUUAAGCAUUCAUUCCAAGGUAAUAAUAGAUUAAUAAUAGGUUAUACCUCUAUAUAAGAAGUACAUUUAAGUAAGUUGUAUGAACACUGUCAUACCAUGAUGAUUUGACUAUUUAUACUUAAAGAAAAUUAUAGAAAAUGUAACUACUAGAAAGACCAUUGGAAAUGAAGUGGAUGAGUUUGAAAUAUUGAGUGAGGUAUUAAGCUUGUUAUGUGGGAGUUACGAAAUAAAAAAAUAAAAAAAACCCAGGCAAGGAAAAGGAAAAGUUUAAGCAAUAUAGAUGGCCACGAGAAGACAGAUCAUCAGCAGAAUGACGAAAAAUGAAAUAUUUUAAAAUAAAAUUAUAAAGUAAUAGAUUAUAGAAAUGUGUAAAUAUCCCAUACACAAAUAAUAAUAAUAAUAAUAAUAAUGGAAACUGGAAGACUAAGCAGACAAUUUCCUUAUUGAGGGACAUAGAUGCCCCCCCCCAAAAAAAUAGUUGGACCAAUUGCAGGCGAACAAGGAAUUCGCCACUGCCCAUUGUAAAUAACAAAUAACAAUGAAAGACAAAUAUGGCCUCCACUGUUUCUUACUCAUCAUGAACUGAAUGAUACAUGGAGCUGCUUCACUUUUUACUUUGAUUUUAUACAUGCAUUUAUGUCAGCUGUCCACCCCUCCCCCUUUCCCUGUUACAAAGGACACGUCAAAAAACAACGUUUCUCUUGGAGAGAGAACUCUGGAAAAGUUGUUGACCAUUUCUGCUUCGAAAAUUAGACAGCAGUAUUGAAAAACUUGGAGCAUUGCAGAAAAAAAUUUAAAUAUUAUUUAUGACAUUAUUAUUAUAGUAUUUCUCAACAGUGCAUCGUGAAAAAAAUUGGAUUUGUCUUGAAUUUGAAUAGCCAUUGCUAGUCUCAAUUAAAAACCUUGUCUUUCACUGUAUAAAUGUUGCUGAAAAUGUGUUUCCAUAAUGACAUUGAAAAUCAGUGGACGCUGUUCAUUAUAGCUUAUUUUUAACAUUUAUGACUUCCCUUUAACUGGACCACUGAGAAGAAACUGGUGUUGAAUUAUCAUAUAUUUGUGAAAUAAAGAGUCUAGUGCAAAAUGUAUGGUUAAAGAAAUGU